CUCCUUUUCAGAUCUCGUCUCGUCUUCCCCUCCAUUCCUUCGCUUUGCCGACGUUGGAAGCCACUCCGAGCCACGGAUUUCCAUUGGAUUUCUCCGAUUGAAUCUCGUUUUUCAGCAUCAAAGCUGAGGAUGCAUGGCGGUGAUCAAUCUUGAUUAGUUCUCUGUUCGUUUCCUCUCGGAUUCGCUGUAAAACCCUCUGAUUUGGCGGAGUUUGAGGCAUCUUUGAUGAGCUUCUCUGGUGGCGGAUUCUUGGUUUUAUCCAUGGAUCUUGGAUUGAAGCUUGUGUAGGAUGGGAUUCUUUCUGCUGGACGACGGACGAUUUCUCUGGUCGGAGAGGUAGGAGGGGAAUGAUGUUUUGGAGGGAGAAGGAGAGAGACAAUCGGGAGCAGAAUGGAGGCCCUCCUUGUGGCCAGGUUCGGGUACUCAUCGUCGGAGAUUCAGGUGUAGGUAAAACUUCUUUGGUGCAUCUAAUUGUCAAUGGUUCUUCCAUUUCUCGCCCACCACAAACAAUUGGUUGUGCAGUUGGUGUGAAGCACAUAACUUAUGGAAGUCCUGGGAGCUCUUCAAAUAGUAUAAAAGGUGAUGCAGAAAGGGAUUUCUUUGUUGAGCUUUGGGAUGUCUCAGGACAUGAACGUUACAAGGAUUGCCGGUCUCUUUUCUAUGCACAAAUCAAUGGUGUUAUAUUCGUACAUGAUCUCUCCCAGAGGAGGACCAAGUCAAGUUUACAGAAGUGGGCAUCGGAGAUUGCCGCAACAGGGUCAUUUUCAGCUCCUCUUGGAUCUGGUGGACCUGGAGGCCUUCCUGUUCCUUACCUGGUCAUUGCAAACAAAGCUGAUAUUGCAGCUGAAAAUAGCAGGAGUAGCAGUGGCAAUCUUGUGGAUGUUGCACGUCAAUGGGUUGAGAAACAAGGUUUACUGCCAUCCAGCGAGGAACUUCCUCUCAGAGAGAGUUUUCCGGGAAGUACUGGUCUACUCACAGCUGCGAAAGAAGCAAGAUAUGACAAGGAGGCAGUCAUCAAAUUCUUUCGCAUGUUGAUCAGGAGAAGGUACUUCUCUGAUGAGUUGCCUGCACCAAAUCCAUGGUCUAUUUCUCCAAUUCAAAAUUCCAUCAAUCAAUCUGACGAGAUUGUACUUGAAGGCGAUCCAUUUUACAAUCAUAAUUCAGUGAGUUUAAGUAGCGAAACAUAUAAAUACAAUGUGCACCCGCCACUUCCCGCACAGUGUAACCUUGCUCCACCUCCAACACUCUAUCCACAGCAGCCAAUGUCUGCAUCUGAGAAUUACAGGUACCCUAGAUACUCGGCAACUGGAUUGCCGGAGGUUUCAAGCAACAAGUCGAAUCGAGCAGAUAUUAAUGUGUGAUCAUCCGAGCGGCUUUUGUUUUGCUGCAGUCUGUCUUUGGAAGAGUGGGCAGUUCUAGCAGUUUUCAUCAUCUUGUUUAGCGCCACAAUGAUCUCUCAUUGCUUUGGUUGUGAUGCUCCACUUGUCAAUUUCUUCUUGUUUUCUAUAUUCUUUUUGCACGGUUCUUGGUUUGCGUCAUAUUUAGUAAUGGUUGAAAUCUUGCACAAUUCUUUGACAAUACUAUAACUUGCCAGAUACUUUGUACGAUACAACUUGAAUUAUAAAUCAAUGUUCGCUGACAUGAUUCAAUCUUUU
Molecule: messenger RNA, 1655 nt
Organism: Dioscorea cayenensis subsp. rotundata (Guinea yam)
Lineage: Eukaryota; Viridiplantae; Streptophyta; Magnoliopsida; Dioscoreales; Dioscoreaceae
Product: small GTPase LIP1
Exons: 7
Coding region: 348-1361 (337 amino acids)
Biological process (GO): intracellular protein transport
Cellular component (GO): endomembrane system
Molecular function (GO): GTPase activity
Source: RefSeq, a predicted model, not a curated record